Xiphias gladius (swordfish) is the source of this 4981-nucleotide messenger RNA. It is a transcript of the gene chl1b, whose product is annotated as cell adhesion molecule L1-like b. The record is from RefSeq and is a predicted model, not a curated record. Gene Ontology annotation, biological process: cell-cell adhesion. Lineage: Eukaryota; Metazoa; Chordata; Actinopteri; Istiophoriformes; Xiphiidae. Gene Ontology annotation, molecular function: protein binding. The transcript is spliced from 28 exons. Bases 269 to 3919 code for a protein of 1216 amino acids.
GACAGUCAAACCUGCCUCUCUGCCCUCUCCUUCCAGCGGUGGAGAGAAAUUCAACUUUCUGAACGGCUGCCACGACACGAGUCGCGCCUGAGGGGUCUCCUGUGAGGGCAGAAGUGCUGUAUGUCCAGAGGCUUCCCCUGGGACCUCAUUACACGGUGUUGGGCUUCGUUGGGUACUGUACAGCAUCUUCAGCGCACCGGAGAAAUGAACUGAGCUAGUAGAGGAGAGCACUCAUUUCCUGAGGACGCCCGAGAUUUACAGUGAAACCAUGAGGUCACAGAAGAGCCCAGGAGUGGUUGGUGUGCUGAGCUUGAUCACCUGUAUUUGUGCCUUUUAUAUGACUACUGCCAUUGACAUCCCACUUGAGGUUGAGCAGCUGCCCACCAUCACAGCUCAGUCGCCCAGCUCUCUCAUCGCCUUCCCUUUUGAUGAGAGCUUCCCCGUGACGUGUGAAGCCAAAGGGAAUCCCGAGCCAGAAUUCAGAUGGACAAAGAAUGGCCAGGAAUUUGACCCCUUUCUAGACCCCCGGCUGAUGAAAGAAGAGAAUUCUGGGACCUUUGUGAUACCUAAUAAUGGGAACAUUACAGAGUACCAGGGAACCUAUCGCUGUUACGCCUCAAACAAACUGGGGACCGCCAUAUCGAUGGAGAUUGACUUUAUUGUGCCCCAUGUUCCAAAGUUUCCGAAAGAAACACUUGAUCCUGUCGAGGUGGAGGAAGGCCAGCCUUUUACUUUAGAGUGUAACCCACCGAAAGGAAUACCACCUCUGCAGAUUUACUGGAUGACUAUCAAUCUUCAGCACAUAGAACAGGAUGAGAGGGUGUCUAUGGGUUUGAACGGAGACCUUUACUUCUCUCACGCGGUGGAGAAGGACAGCAGGAGAGACUACUGCUGCUUCGCCGCCUUCCCAAGAAUACGAACCAUCGUUCAGAAGACUGCCAUGUCUGUCAUCGUCAGGACGAAAAAAAGUGACAUGAGUCCUGAAGCUGCUAAUGCUAUCCUGGAGAGAAGGCCCUCUCUUCUGACGCCCUCUGGUGUCAGAUCAGAGACACAGCUUGUCAAAGGAGAGGACUUGAAAUUGGAGUGUAUUGCUGAGGGAUUUCCUACCCCACAGGUCGAGUGGGUGAAGAUGGGUUACCAGCUUCCUUUUAAAGCAAAACUGGAGAAUCAUGGAAAAUUGCUGAUUUUACCAAGAGUUGAAAAGGAAGACAGUGGGAAGUACAUGUGCAAGGCAAAGAACACAUUAGGAGAAGCCGUCCAUUACUUCAUAGUGACAGUAGAAGAGCCUCCAGAGUGGGUGGUUGAGCCUGAGAGUCAGCUUAGCAUGAUCGGCUCAGACGUGCUCAUCAAGUGCUCCGCCAAUGGGACUCCUCAACCGGCUAUAACUUGGAGGGUGAACGGUGUACCUCUGCAAGAAGCCCCGGCAGCCAACAGGAAGAUGUUUCGUGACACCAUGGUUUUGCAUAACGCCAAAGCGUCUGACAGUGCGGUCUAUCAAUGUGAGGCAUCCAACAGACAUGGAAACCUUCUGUCCAAUGCAAACAUCAUGAUUAUGAAUCUGCCGCCCAUGAUUUUGACUAAAGAGGGGGAAGAUUACUCGGCUGUAGAGGGGAAGGGGAUAAUGAUGCACUGCAAGGUCUUCAGCUCUCCUCCCUCCACUGUCACCUGGAGCAAAGACGACUCCUCUGACUCCGUGGAGGGGCCAAGAUUUACUGUUCACGACAACGGAUCGCUGGAGAUCUACAGUGUGGUGAAAGAUGACAUGGGACAGUAUACAUGUUUAGCUAAAAACACAGAGGGGUCAUCUGCCAUCGACGCCAUGCUCUAUGUGAAAGAUCCCACUAGAAUAGUCGUGGACCCAGAGGACCAGCAGAUCUUAAUAGGUACCACGGCCCAGCUCUCAUGCCUAGCAGAGUACGACAAGUCCUUCACCAACGACUUUGAGCUCCUGUGGGAGAAAGAUGAUAUGGAGAUAGCCCUCAACAACACUGUGAAUUCAAGCAGAUACUUAGUGGAGGAUGGUAUUCUCCAGAUUAUCAAUGUAAGCCACAGGGACCAGGGUUUGUACACAUGUGUGGCAAGAACUCCAGUGGACCGAGACAUGGCGUCAGCUCUGCUCAUGGUGUUAGAUGUCCCUGAUGCACCUGACAACUUGGUACUUUCUGAACACAAGAGCAAAAGUGUGAAACUGAAAUGGAUCCCUGGGGACGAUCACAACAGCUCAACCACAGAGUUUAUUAUCGGGUACGAGGAAAGCCAGUGGGAGCCAGGAAGCUGGAAGGAGCUGCUCCGAGUACCCGGAAACCACAACUCGGCCAUCCUCAAACUCCACGGUCAUGUCGACUAUCGCUUCCGUGUGUCAGGAGUUAAUGCUGUGGGGAGGGGUCCUCCCAGCGAGCCCACAGAGAGAUACAAAACCCCCCCAGCAGCCCCUGACAAGAACCCUGAAAAUAUCAAAAUCGAAGGUCAUUUGCCACAUGAAAUGGAUAUCAACUGGGAGCCUUUGUUACCGAUUGAGCACAAUGGCCCUGGUCUGGAGUAUAAGGUGAGUUACAGAAGACAGGACAUGGAGGAGGACUGGAAGGAACACAUGGUGAAGAGACACUCAUUUGUGGUGAAGAACACUCCCACCUUUGUUCCCUAUGAGAUCAAGAUCCAAGCCAAGAACCAUCAGGGCUGGGGUCCCGAGCCCAAGAUAGUGACUGGCUACUCCGGAGAGGACUUUCCCUCUGCUGCUCCUGAUGAUGUACAUGUGGAGGUGAUGAACAGCUCAGUGGUCAAGGUUACCUGGACGCAUGUACACAAGGACAAGCUACAUGGACAUCUGGGAGGCUACAGGAUAAACUGGUGGCGUCUGCGCAGUCUGGUGGACUCCAAGAAAAGCCACGGAAACAAACACGCACUGACGUUCCCCGGGGACUGGAACCACGCCACGAUAUCAGGACUCAUGCCGUUCUCCGAGUACAGCCUCAUUGUUAUGACCUUCAACGGGCGGGGCAAUGGUCCUGGCAGCCAUCCCGUCAACUUCAAAACCCCCGAGGGAGUGCCUGAGAAAAAUCCUGUUUUCAGGGUCACAGAUGUGCAGAAGCACACUGUCUCUCUGGUCUGGGCCCCGCCAAUUGAGCCUAAUGGGAUUCUCACCGGCUACCUCCUCGAGCAUCAGCUCAUCAACGACACAGAGGAGAUGGGGCCACUGCAGAAAGUAGACAUCAGCAACCCUGACACCACCAAGUGGCUCCUGCGCGACUUGGAGCCCAUGAGCAAAUACAAGUUCUACCUGCGCUCCUGCACAACAGUGGGCUGCGGGCCUGUUGUCAGCGAGGAGUGCACCACCACCCUGGAAACAAGUGAGGGUCACUGGAAGAUUUCAGAGGCCUUAAACACCUCUAAGACUUUCCACAUCAUUGACGGGCUUGAACCUGGGACUGAGUACACUGUUCGCCUUAUUCCUAACAGCCGGGUUGAGAAUUCUAGUAUAUUUGAAGAUGUUAUCACGACCAGGUCCACAGGUCUAGCCAGCAUCCACGGAGGAAUAACCACCCAGGGCUGGUUUAUCGGCCUGAUGUGUGCCAUCGCUCUCCUCACUCUCAUUCUGUUGAUCGCCUGUUUUGUCAACAGAAAUAAAGGAGGGAAGUAUUCCGUAAAAGAAAAAGAAGAUCUUCACCCAGACGUGGAGUCCCAGGGCAUGAAUGACGACACAUUUUGUGAGUACAGCGACAACGAUGAGAAGCCACUGAAGGGCAGCCAACGCUCUCUGAGCAGAGAGAUCAAAGCGGGGGACAGUGGGGACAGUCUGGUGGACUAUGGCGACGAGGAUGCUCAAUUCAACGAGGACGGCUCUUUUAUCGGCGAGUAUGCAGGGCGAAAGGAGAAGAGGGUGUCCGCUGAGAUCAAAGCCACUGUUCAGACCCCGGCAUGAGGAGCGGAACCACCAUCCAUCCUCCCCCGGACACCGUUUUCAUUAAAUCUGCUGGGAGGAACAAAUAAAAGAGGAAACAGACAUUAUCCAUACCGAGCACAUGUUUUGUGUCAAAUGUAAUGCGUCACUGCCAACUGCACACUGCCAUUCUCAUUUUAUGAAGCUCUGUUUUCUCAAGUUGCAACAGAAUGACCAUUACUAAAUACUGUGUAAAUAUAGUGUAUAUUCUAUGUGUGGAGUGUCUUUUUUUUUUUUAUAAUUAUUAUUACACAAAACAUUUAGAGGGCUUGGAUUUUCUCUUUUUCCUUUUCCAUGACUUCUGCUGCAGUACUGUUUGUACAAAUGUUAGGAAAAUUUCACUCCCCAUUGCACGUCAUUAAAUGCAGCUUUUCCUCUGAUGUCAUCUUGUAGCAGACCACAGAUGAGUGGGGAUAUCAAGUUGAUAUUUUUCAAUUGGAGAAAAUAUUACUGACCUUUUAUAUUUGAAAUGGAUUCAUUAAAUGUGACGUAAGAUGUGUACAAAGGGUUGCUUAUUAACUUAUUUUUUCCAGUGGUUUUAUACCUGACAAAAUAACAAGGGCAUUUACAUAUCAUUUCAUAUCAUAAACAUUGAUUCUUGAACCAUAGAAUUCCCUGUAAUGUUAGAGGAAAAUAUAAUUUAGUUGUUAUGCCUUGUUUAUGAACAUUUAGAUCCAUUGGACACUAUAAAUUACAAACCUCAGACCAAGCUUACUGUUGUUGAGAUUUGGAAGAGAUUUUCAAAAAUGUAAUCCAUUAUAGGUCACGUUUUUUAUCAACAUCUUGAAUUAAAAGUACAAGCACUAUUACAAUUUAUUCCAGUUUAUAGAUCAAUUAUUUUACAAAACUACAACUGCCAUUAGCUGUUGUUUCAAACAAUGACACAAGUGAAGUUUCUCUUAAAUCUAACCCCUAAAAAAGGUUUUAGUUUUACAAGUAGCCACAUAAACGUCAUAGGAAUAGUUUGACAUUUUGGGAAGUACUUGCUUUGUUGCCCAGAGUCAGAUGAGAAGAUUGAUACCGGUCUUGUGUCUGUACAGUAAA